Mya arenaria is the source of this 3876-nucleotide messenger RNA. Its product is annotated as organic cation transporter protein-like. Gene Ontology annotation, molecular function: transmembrane transporter activity. NCBI's taxonomy places the organism in Eukaryota, Metazoa, Mollusca, Bivalvia, Myida, Myidae. The transcript is spliced from 9 exons. The record is from RefSeq and is a predicted model, not a curated record. Gene Ontology annotation, cellular component: membrane. Gene Ontology annotation, biological process: transmembrane transport. The coding region runs from base 219 to 1895 and encodes 558 amino acids.
CUUAACAUUUAUAUUGCACAUGGAUUGAACAUAUUUUGACAUUCAAACAGAAAGUUGCAUGAAUCAGUUUGGUUCUGACUGUUGAGCUGGAUAGUAAAGUAUCAGUAAAAUAGAUUGAUAAUCUUAAUGGUGUAACUAUAUUUAUAUAUAUGUUCAAGUUGAGCGAUUUGUAUUGGCAAAUACAUAUAUUUUAGCAGGUCAUAGAAAGAAAAUAAGAAAUGAAGGUUAAACUCGAGGAACUCCUUUCUCAGCUUGGGAACCCUGGAAGGUAUCAGCUCAUUGUAUUCUUCCUCUUGUGCCUGAACUACUUUCCUCUAGUUUUCAACCAUGUCAUCAUGGCGUUCUUCGGCUCGAGGCCCACAUUUGAGUGUCAAUCAAGGAACUUUUCAUCCUCAACCCUCGGGGAUUGGUAUGACAACGUGACAAUGGGGAUCGGGUCAUACGGCAAUGUCAGCGGGCUGAUUAUAGAAAGUUCGGACAUUGGCAGGUGCAGCUCCACCUACCACGUGAGGGGAGGGGAGAAUGUGACCGUCACUUGCCCGGUAGAUCCUAAUGGUUUGGUCGUGUACCAGAAAACUGAACAGUUUUCCUCAAUUGUCACUGAGUGGGACCUGAUAUGUGACCAAUCCUACCUAUCGUCCCUGGCAACCACCAUCUACUUCUGCGGUGUCAUGGUUGGUGGAGUGAUAUUUGGCCACCUAGCGGACAAAUGCGGCCGGAAGCCGGUGAUGCUGGCAUCCCUCUUCCUACCCACCAUCGUGGGCCUGGGUACCGCGUUCGCCCCGUGGUACUCCGUGUUUGUGGCCCUUAGGUUCGCUCAAGGAGUUCUCAUGCAGGGACUCCAGACGUCCACGUAUACACUGGCGAUGGAGCUUUUCCUGCCUCAGCACCGGAGCUACGCGGGUGCCGUGCUGGAGUGCUUCUGGGGCCUGGCGGUGAUGGCCGUCCCGCUCCUCGCUUAUCUCAUCCCGAACUGGCGCCACCUACAGGUCGUCAUAGCACUACCCAGCAUCCUUGCCCUCCCCUAUAUAUGUUUAAUGCCUGAGUCCCUGCGAUGGUUGAUCAUGCGUAAUCGUCUCGAUGACGCCGAGCAGCUUGUUACCAAGGUUACCAAGGUAAACAAGAUGGCGUUCCCUCAGCGUUCUUGGGAUGACGUCAAACUGCAGAUGAGUGUGGCUGAGAAUGACAACAAGCAGUAUUCGGUUUUAGAUGUUCUGAGGACACCAAACCUGAGAAAACGGAGCUUGAUCCUGUUCUAUCUCUGGUUCGCGAUAUCAAUCGGUUACUAUGGGUUGACAUGGCAACUGACCAGUCUCCCUGGCAAUAAGUACCUGAACUUCUUCAUCGCGGGUUCCGUGGAGUUUGUUGCGUAUACACUCGUCAUCUACAUAACUAAAAGAUUCGGCAGAAAGCGGCCUUUGAUGACGUACUUCUUCUUGGCGUCUGCGUUCAUGGUUGGUUCGGGGACGUUGCCGCUCCUGGCUUCCGGUCCCAGUAUUCCUCUGAUAUCCAGCGGCCUUGCGAUAUGUGGAAAGUUCGCCAUGGGCGGGCUUUUCAGUGUCAUCUUCCUGUACACAUCGGAACUCUACCCCACUGUUGUACGGAAUAUCGGGAUGGGCAGUUGCGCGUUCUGGACCCGAGUUGGCGGAGUUAUAGCACCGCAGAUGCUCGCACUGAACCUGCUGGUGGACGGUAUGAAGUCCUUGUCGCUCGUGCUUUGCGGCCUGGUGACGCUCCUGGGUGGUUUUCUGGCGAUCAUGCUGCCGGAGACGCUCGGACGCAAGCUUCCGGACAACCUGGAUGACGUGGAGGGCACGGGUUCUAAUAGUGACCUGUACGUAAUAGCGGGAGCCGAAGAGAUGAAACGACUUGGCGAGCAGACGGAACGACUUUAAACUGUUAUCGAAACAUUGCGACAGAAAUCCAAGUGUUGUUUCUUAUCUCAUAGAUUCUGGGACAUUUCAGUAAUUUGCCUCAGAGCGACUACGUACCUAAUAGUGAUGGUCGUUGCGAGAAAAAAGAUUACCGUAAUGUUUUUCUGUCUCUGUACCCCGUCAAAUGAGUCAGCGCUGUUUAGGGGAGAUGUGACUGUUUUCACCACAGUUAAGACUCCCAACAAAGUGUGUGGAACGUCUGUGGUUUAAACAUUCCCAUGUCUUUUAAAAUCAAAUAAGACCAUACCAAAAUGAAUCUAUGUUUAAAGCUUCGGGUUAUAACCUUCUAGGGAUGGUACACUUUGUGACUUGCCAGUUCCUAUAUCAUUGAAUGUAAAUUGGUGUGAUUAAUGACAUUCUUCUUUACCUAAUUUAUGUUUAUUUUAAAUUAGCAUUUAAAUGUACUUUUCUGUGGAUUUUUAUAAGCAAUUGUUUUGGGUGGUUUAGAAAGCUCCAAACCUCCCAGCCACAUGGCACUAAUCACAGAACCAGUUUGGUAUGGCCUAAAGUAAAAUAAAAAAUAAAUAAAACAAACAAUUACACUAGGUGCCCUGGUUAAUCAAAAUACAUUAUAAUUAGAUACUGUAGUUUCAGCUUUAAAAUGGUUGACUGCGGUACAUUUUGGCCAAAAAAAUCAUUUAUAUCUGUACUCUUCUUUGUAAAUUAAUUAGAAAUGAGAUAUAAUUAUACUGGAUAUGAAUAUUUUCAAAUCGAUCCAAUCGGAAUGAGGGUCCUAAAAUUCCAGCCAUUGAGAAGAGUGCAGACAUAAAUGACAGCAUACAGCCAGUGGCGCGCCUAGUUCUUAGUACCUAAACAGUGUUGGUCGGUCGUUUAAAUCUGUUUGUGUGUUUGCGUCAUAUAUAGAUUGAAUUCUUCUCUACUUUAUUAAAUGUGUGGUAAUACAUGUUAAUCACAGUUUAUAUGUAUUUUCUUGAAUGUUUUUUUUCACGAAGUACUGUCUAAAUAUGUUUUCUUGAAUGUUUGCUCACGAAGCACAGUCUAAAUGUACUUUCUUGAUGUUUGCUCACGAAGCACAGUCUAAAUAUACUUUUUGAAUGUUUGGUCACGAAGCACCGUCUUAAUGUACUUUCUUGAAUGUUUGGUCACGAAGCACAGUCUUAAUGAACUCUUUUGAAUGUUUGGUCACGAAGCACAGUCUUAAUGAACUCUUUUGAAUGUUUGGUCACGAAGCACAGUCUUAAUGUACUUUCUUGAAUGUUUGGUCACGAAGCACAGUCUUAAUGUACUCUUUUGAACGUUUGGUCACGAAGCACAGUCUUAAUUUACUUUCUUGAAUGUUUGGUCACGAAGCAAAGUCUUAAUGUACUUUCUUGAGUGUUUGAUUAUAAAACACAGUCUAAAUGAACUUUCUUGAAUGCUUGGUCACGAAGCACAGCCUAAAUGUACUUUCUAGAAUGUUUGGUCACGAAGCACAGUUUUAAUGUACUUUCUCGAAUGUUUUGUCAUGAAGCAUAAUCUUAAUGUACUUUCCUAAUGUUUUGUCAUGAAGUACAGUUUUAAUGUACUUUCUCGAAUGUUUUGUCAUGAAGCAUAGUCUUAAUGUACUUUCUUGAAUGUUUGAUCACGUAGUACAGCCUUAAUGUACUUUCCUAAUGUUUGGUCACGAAGUACAGUCUUAAUGUACUUUCUUGAAUGUCUGGUCACAAAGCACAUUCUUUACGAACUUUUUUUAUAUGUUUGGUUACAAAGAACAAAAGUGUAUGUUCUUGAAUGUUUGUAGGUGUGUGUUCGUGCGUACGUGCAUGCGCGCGUGUAUGCGCGUGAGCGCGUGUGUGUUUUUCAAUGUGUACUUUUAAAAAUGUAAGCGUGCAGAUACUGUCACAUUCCAUGCUGUUGCUCUUUUAAUUUGUGUGAACAAACGAGCAUCUGAGCAAAUAUCAUUUGUAUUUCACUUUAAGAAUAAAUGUGUGGAAUUGAUUAA